AUGAGAUUCGUUCGAUUGGUUGCGUUUGGCCAGACUUCGAUUAUUCUGGUUUUAUAUUUCAAAUCUAUUGGAAUCACUGAAACGUUGGUGGGUAUUUUUAUGUCGUUGACUCUGUUUGGAGAUGUGUUUUUAUCGUUCGUUUUGACGUUAUAUGCCGAUAGAUUGGGUCGUCGGAAUGUUCUUACAGGUGGUGCUUUGAUGAUGACCCUUUCAGGAAUCGUUUUUGUUUUAUCAAAUAAUUUCUAUGUUCUCUUGAUAGCUGCUAUUAUCGGUGUCAUUUCUCCCUCAGGCGGUGAAAUCGGUCCUUUUAGGGCUGUUGAAGAAUCGUGUUUGGCUCAACUGGUCUCGUUAGAAAGCCGUGCUGAUGUGUAUGCUUGGAGCACUGUUCUUGGAGGCUUGGGUGGUGCUAUUGGAUCUAUUUCUGGUGGCUAUUUGAUUAGACUGUUACAGGACCAGUACUCGUUUAGUCCUGUUGAGUCGUACAAGGGUAUUUAUGUGUUUUAUUCAGUCUGUGGAGCGUUAAAGUUGCUGUUCACUGUUUUGUUGACUAAAAAUGUUGAACUCCAUCCUGACGAUAAAAAGGCUCAAGACGCAGUUGUUGCUGCUAAAGCUGUUGAUAAUAGAGCUCCUAAUGUGGGUAGUGCCGAGACCGAUGCUCUUUUGCAAGGUUCUGGCCAGCCAGCUCAAAACGCUGCUCCGGUCAAAAGCCAGGGUCUGUUGUCACGUCUUAUGCCACAUUUAUCCCACGAGUCGAAGAAGAUCGUCUUUCUUCUCUCUUGUUUGUUUGCGGUUGAUGCACUGGGUUCGUCUAUGACUAAUAGCUCGUGGACCAGUUACUACAUCUCCCGUAAAUUCGGUAUUUCUGAAAGUUUCCUAGGAUCCAUUUUCUUCACCACUGGCCUGGUCAGCUGUGUUGGUUCGCUUCUCGGCUCGUCCAUUUCGAAACGACUGGGUCCUCUGAUCACCAUGGUAGUCACUCACUUGCCAUCGUCAAUACUUCAAAUGUUCGUUCCAUACCCCAAUACUGUUCAUGGCGCACUCCUUAUCAUGAUUAUUAGAGCCAGUACUUGUACCAUGGAUGUGGCACCCAGACAAACGUUUCUGUCUUCGGUGGUGCUCAAGAGCGAGCGUACUGCCGUCAUGGGCUGGGUCAAUGUCGUCAAAACACUGGCUCAAAUGAUCGGUCCCACCUUCACGGGCCACCUCACCGGCAUGGACAUGCAAUGGCUGUGUUUCGUCAUUGGCGGAGCCCUCAAGGUGCUGUACGACCUCGGAAUCCUGUCCACCUUCCUCAACGUUAAACUAGAUAGAGACCAUAAUUGA
Molecule: messenger RNA, 1323 nt
Organism: Sugiyamaella lignohabitans
Lineage: Eukaryota; Fungi; Ascomycota; Dipodascomycetes; Dipodascales; Trichomonascaceae
Exons: 1
Coding region: 1-1323 (440 amino acids)
Biological process (GO): transmembrane transport
Cellular component (GO): fungal-type vacuole membrane
Molecular function (GO): transmembrane transporter activity
Source: RefSeq, a predicted model, not a curated record